AGGUUCCAAAGAUUGUGCCUAUCUUUUACCUGAGAUUUGUGGUGAUAACUAAAGGAUGUGCACCAAACUCCUCAAAGUAUUCGGAUGUGUGAUUAUAUUAUGUGGCAUCCUGAAUCUCUCUGCAAUUGUGAAGUCUCGUCUGCAGUUGAGCAAAAUGCUUGCAGCAAAGAGCUCAACAACCUACGAAAUAAGCUUUGCAAACUUUACUCAGCACUACAAAUAUAUAUUGUUGCCGAGCUCUUCAUCCUUAUCUUCAUGUCUCAAAAACGGCGGACGCAGCCCUCUAAUGAUCGCCACUGUUUUAUCCACUGCAAGUCAUACCGAGGAGCGCCAAGUUAUACGUGAAAGCUGGGCAUCAGGAAGAGAAUCAAAAUCUAUUAAGACCCACGACGUGAUGGUAUUCUUCAUCAUAUCUGCUACAUCCAAAAACGAUCUACACAAUCUGCAGAAAGAGCAAGAAGAGUACGACGAUUUGAUUGUCACAGACUUGCACGAGGCUUAUAAGAAUUUACAUCUCAAAGUCUACGCGUCUAUGGUCUUCCAUCAACAAUACUGUCCAUCGGCGCAUGCCGUCAUGAAAGCUGACGACGAUAUCGUACUCGAUCUUGAUCGCGUGGUUGAUUUAUGGAAAAAAGACAAUGAAUCUAGUCGCUCCAUUUUCUGUCGAGUUUGGAAAAAAGCACAACCAGAUAGAGACAUCAGCAGUAAAUAUUACGUUCCCGAAAAUGUAUGGCCAAACAAACAUUACCCGCCUUAUUGUAGUGGUCCUAUGUAUAUAAUUGGCAGAGAAGCUGGACGGCUCAUCCUUGACUAUGCUCCCUUAUUUACGCCACUGGCGCUGGAUGACAUAUUCUACACUGGUAUUAUUGCCGAAAAGGCAAAGAUUCGAAGAGUUCAUUGGGAAGCUAGCGUGAGUUUGGAUUUCCGGAAUUUUUCGCUGGAGCGCAAUAAAUCAAAGAAGGUGAAACUUUUCGUUCAUUCAUUGCAUUCACCAAAAUAUCUUCGAACAGUUUUUCAACUCAUGAAAGAUAGGAAGAAUAUAAUAAAUAAUACAAUAUGAUGAAUAUAAUACAAUUAUAACAAUGAUAUCAUCAGAAGUUGCAUUGUUUCCUGUUUAUUCACUUUUGUGCUUGUUAUUGAUUGUUUUUAAUUUACUAAUAAAUAUAUUUC
Messenger RNA from Cylicocyclus nassatus, 1170 nucleotides. The record is from the annotation of a GenBank genome assembly. Lineage: Eukaryota; Metazoa; Nematoda; Chromadorea; Rhabditida; Strongylidae.